AUGUCCGCGGUGAACGACGUCGUCGUGAUGCGCGCGGAGCUCAACAGGACGCGCGCGGCGCUCGCGAGGAAAGAGGCCGAGCUCGAGGCUGCGAAGAGAGAGCUCGCGGAGCUGAAGGCGGUGCACGAGUUGCGAGGCAGGAGCGACCGCGCGAAGUGCGCGGCCGCGCUGACCGAGGAAGACUUCGAGGACGUCGUGGACGACGCGGAGGCGAUGGAGUCUCCGCGCAGUCGACAUCUGAGGUGGCUCUGA
Molecule: messenger RNA, 252 nt
Organism: Micromonas pusilla CCMP1545
Lineage: Eukaryota; Viridiplantae; Chlorophyta; Mamiellophyceae; Mamiellales; Mamiellaceae
Exons: 1
Coding region: 1-252 (83 amino acids)
Source: RefSeq, a predicted model, not a curated record